Molecule: messenger RNA, 3541 nt
Organism: Coregonus sp. 'balchen'
Lineage: Eukaryota; Metazoa; Chordata; Actinopteri; Salmoniformes; Salmonidae
Source: the annotation of a GenBank genome assembly
AUGAACGAGGUACCCCACAAACAGGACUCGGGUCAUCGACAACAGCUCUUCAACUGCAACCAUGCUGAUUGUAGGGCAACGUUCACACGAGAGUGGCGUUUGAAAGAGCACGAGACCGUGCACACUGGAGCGGUAAAUAUGAUCUGGGGACAUGACUGAUAUUUGAGUGAUAUUCGAAUUCAAUUAUGGUUCCAUGUGGCUGUAACCUCAUUCUCGGGCUAAUUGAGUUCAUGUGAAUAAUGUGCGGUAGUGCGUCGACUAAUUCUGCCAUAAAUGUGGCGCGAUAGUUCGAAUGGCAAAGUUAAUUCUGACGUUUGAGCCUCUUAUGACUGGAGUCAAACAUUACGAUUGUGUAUCAUUUAUAACGCUUUGUUUCUCAGCAACCUCUUCAAUGUAAAGUGGCUGAUUGUGGCCGUCUUUUCUCACGGAAUUCUCACCUGCGCCGACACGCACUUGGCCACACCGGGGUGAAAAAAUUCAGGUAGGUUAAUAAUUUCAGUUGACGUUUCAUUGCAUACCCAUGGGUUAGGCUAUAGUUAGAAAAACUUAACUAACACGGUUUUUUUCACCAAACAGAUGUACCUUUGUGAGUUGCACAAAGACUUUCUUCAACGCGGACAAGUUGAAGAGACACGUCCAUUAUGCCCACGGAGAAAAGGACACGUACUUUAAGGUUAUAGUCCACUAGAUGGCGCCAGAUAACCACGUUGCAAUUUGGACAUUGCCCACUUUCUGCAUCCUCUCUAGUUAUUUUUAAUCGGAUCCCCUUGGCCCUGUUAUGUGUACUUUAUGAAAUGGGUUCUUGCAUUUAAUUUGUAAGAAACCAUUUCCCUUUAUUUACCGUCAUCUUAAUGUGCUGAAUGUUAUUUUUACUUGCUUAAUUGUCCCCAUGUGCAGUGCAAUUUCCCAAAUUGCUCAUUGACAUUCAAGAAACGGAGGGUGUAUAAAUUACAUUUGAAGGAGCAUGGAAUAUCUUCUAAUUUCAAGUAAGUCACAAUCUUUAAAUGGGCCUGUAGUCCUUACUUCCUUUGAAUACUGCACAAGGCCUAAGCUGAUGCGCAAGCUGAUGAAGUAUACUCUCUUUAAACUGCAAGUGUAUGCAUGUCUCAGUAGAUUAAUGGCUAAAUUAUUCUGUCCCUGGUUUUCUCAGAUGUUCAAAGAGAGGAUGUGGAGUCACGUUUGACACCCAUGUUGCUCGCAAAGCCCAUGAGAAGAAACAUGCAGGUUUGUCCCUUUUUGACUGUCGGCCUUCUAUUGCUGUACUGUCUUGCAUAAAUUCAAAGAAAUCUCGCAAUCAUUUUGUAUUACAACUAUCAAAGGGGUGGUGGUAGUAGUUCAUUUUACUCUUAAUUUAAAACUGCCCGUACAUAUCUCUCCCACUCUGCAGGGUACCGCUGCUCACAGCCUGAAUGCAAUCAUUUUGAGCAAACCUGGGGGAAAAUGCACAAGCACAUGGCUAAACACCCGGGUAAGUACCCCCACCACCAAACACCCUUAACUGGAGCUGUUACUGAAUGUGAUGAGAUGAAAAGUACUAAUUAUUGUACCAGUCAGGGCCAACUUACCUUCCCUCUCACAGGAAAACACUGUUCGGAUGUCAUUGUUUUCACAUUUAGGGUGAUUCUGGUUUUUCGUCAUCAGUCUUCUACCACUUCUGUAAAUAUCCUGCCUUGUACCCUGCUAGUUGUAGUGUGACAGUGUUUGAGAAAUGGCUUAUGAGUUAGCUGAUUAGUAAUGCAAUUAAGGGAAAGCUUAUUUUAUUGGACCUUUUUUAGUUUCAAGAAACAUCCAUACCCUUUACUCUGCCGCCUGCUCAUACCAUCUGAUUUGGCUAAUGGACAACUUGUUGGGCAGGAAUCCAGUAGUAACAUUUGCCUCUCCUGUCCCUGCAGCCACAUUCACCUGUAAGCUGUGCCAGAAGGUGUUUAAGCAUGUGGACUCUCUGCGUAGACACAAGCGGACCCAUGCCCUGCAGAAGCCUGUCCUGCUGUGCCCCAGCAGCGGCUGCAAGGCCUACUUCUCCACUACCUUCAACCUGCAGCACCACAUCCGCAAGACCCACCUGCAGCUCCUCAAGUACCAUUGUUACUUCCCCGACUGCCCCAGGACCUUUGCCAUGCGGGUAUGCACUGUACCCCUUGUGGUCCUGUGUUCAGUAGGAGUAAGAAUGGUGAAGGGGGGGGGGGGGGGGGGGGGGGGGACUCCAAUAAUAGACUAAUCAUGAUCUUCAGUUUAGAAUGCAAUUAGUUAAUCAGCUGUUUGCUAGGAUGGGGGGGAAAAGUGACACCACUCUGGCCCCUGAGGACUGGAGUUGCCCAUCCCUGAUUUAGGCAGUCUAGUUUUAUCUGUUGAACACACUUGUAGCAUUCUGCCCUAAGCUGCCACAGAACUCUCCUCUUCAGGCUGCUCUUUCUGACGUCCAUUUUGUCAGAUCCUUAACUGUCUAGUCUUCUACACGGUGGUGACGACAUGCAGUUGGGUUUCAAUCACUGCAUGCAAAGCAGCCUCAUGAAUUUCUAAGCAGUCACUGAAUGUCUUGUCAUUGAACUACUAGUGGCUGAUUCUUCCAUCACCUCCCUGUGGACAGAAUGGAAUUUGAAUUUCAAGAUAAACAUUUGUCCAUGUUGUGGACGGAGAUGUUUGCCAUUGUGGCACUGGUACAGUAUAAAGGUUUAGAAUAGACGGAUGUUCAUACUUUGCUGGUGUCAUAAUGUUUGUACGCCAUCGUUGUCAUGACUAACAUCUCUGUUCAAUCUCACAGGAGAGCCUGAGCCGACACAUGGCUCACCACGACCCAGAGGCCAGCCCUGAGAAGGUAAGCAUGGUUUUAUAGUCAGUCUAUCCCCUGUGGGUAAGAUGUGGGCUUGAGCCAACAGUGGGGCUACUGUUUGGUGUGUCUGGCUCUGGCCAGGUGACCAUUGAUCUGUAUGUGUACCCUGAACCAUGUCUUUGAACCAGUUGAAAGCAGAGUCCCUUAGAUGUCUGGCAGAGUUAAGGGAAUCUAUAGCAGCUUUGGGCAUUAUGGGGCUCAAGGGAGGGGUGGCGUUUACUCACACAAUGUCGGUCUUGUCUCAAUUUGUCCAGCUCUGGAGCUCCUAACUGAAGUCCUAAUACACAUGCUUCCUGUCUAGUGGGCAGGUUUAAAGUUAAUGACCCUUCUGAACAGUUGUGGUGAAUUGUUCCACUAGACAUUUCAUACCUCAACUCAAUUUUCCUUUGUCGCAUCGUGUUUAUCUCUCUGUAGCAGAAGCGCAAGCGGAACAAGAAGGCCUGGCAGAAGCGUUUGGAAGGCCACCACCAGCUGCCCUUGGUGGAGGACGACCUGCGGCGCCUCUUCGCCUUGCGCAUGAGGGUGUCACGACGGGCCAAGGUGGAGGCUAACCUCUCUGGCCUCUUCAACGAGCGCAAGAUCCCCCACUUUGUGGACUCGGAAGUCAACCUGCGUGACCUCUUCAGCAUCAAGCCCCCUCACUCCCCCCGCCCUGCAGAGCAAGGCCCUAUGGAGGUCACCCAGCCAGAGGUCACUGUGAUCAAGGGUUAA